ACAAAACCAAUGGGCAAUAAUGAAGCUGCUACCUAAAGUUUACAAAGAGUUACAACGAGUUCAGUGAUUUAACGUAAAGGUGACAACUCUCAAAAUGAAUACGAGCGGCACAGAAGAAGUCCGUUUUGACCCAAAAGAGCACCAGCACUUGCGUUACAACCCUCUGCGGGACAGCUGGGUCCUGGUGUCGGCCCACCGCAUGAAGAGACCAUGGGCGGGUCAGGUAGAAAAACCCCCCGAGGAGCACAUUCCCAGAUUUGACCCCCACAACCCACUCUGUCCUGGAAACACACGCGCAAAUGGAGAGGUAAAUCCAGACUAUGACAGCACUUUUGAAUUUGAAAACGACUUCCCUGCUCUCCAGCCUCAUGCUCCAGAUCCAGGUUCGUGUCCACACCCUUUAUUCCAGUCUAAAGCUGCCAGGGGUGUUUGUAAGGUCAUGUGUUUCCAUCCCUGGUCUGAUGUCACCCUCCCUCUCAUGAAAAAAGACGAGGUUGUCAAAGUGAUCGACAAGUGGACAGAGCUUGUUGAGGAACUUGGCUCGACGUACCCCUGGGUUCAGAUUUUUGAGAAUAAAGGAGCCAUGAUGGGUUGUUCCAAUCCACAUCCUCACUGCCAGGUGUGGGCCAGCAACUUCCUGCCUAAUGAGCCAGCUCUGUCGGACCGCUGUCAGAGAGCGUACUAUCAGAAACACGGAGAGCCGCUGCUGCUGCAAUACGCCAAACAAGAGGCUGAGAGGAAGGAGCGUGUGGUGGUGGAGAGCUCUGAUUGGCUGGCAGUGGUUCCAUAUUGGGCAACGUGGCCCUACCAGACACUGCUGUUACCAAGACGACACAUCCUCAGAAUCAGUGACCUGACAGCAGAUGAGAAGGAGGGUCUGGCUGACAUCAUGAAGCGACUGCUGACCAAAUACGACAAUCUCUUUGAAGUCUCUUUCCCUUACUCCAUGGGCUGGCACGGAGCCCCCACUGGCCCCCACUUAAAGGACGACAACUCCCACUGGCAGCUGCACGCUCACUACUACCCUCCUCUGCUGCGCUCGGCGUCGGUGAAGAAGUUCAUGGUCGGGUACGAGAUGCUCGCCCUGGAGCAGAGAGACCUCACUCCUGAACAGGCUGCGGAGAAGCUUAGAAACCUGCCUGACGAGCAUUAUAAAACCAGAGGGAAGCAGGAAAAAGGAGGAGAAGAUAAAAAAGGAAUGAAGUGAACAGCGAAAACAGGCAAAUACACAAAUAAUAAACUCAAAUGAUCACUUUUAAUCAGCAGUAUGACGUCAGGGUAUGUCAUGAUUCAUGAUUUUCUUUUGUCUUCGACAGAUAUUUUUGCCAACAAAGGCCUGAAACGUAUUCACACUUACAUAUUUUUUUCCGCUCAAGUGAAUCUCAGCCCAUUGUUUCUUCUCUGUGUGCACAGAGCUGAUACUGGGCUCCUCGCACUAAUUAUGAAAUUGAUCCUCUCCUCCGUGUUAUGGUUUGAUAACGAGCAAAGGGUUUUUUUUUUGUUUUUCUCCCUUGCUUCUACAUUGGCAAAGCCUUCAACCACAAAAAGCUUUUUACACACUUGUGAUUCUAAUGUAAGCCUUUGUUCCCUCUAAAUGUUUUGAAUUAUUAACGACCCGCUUCACAGAUUGUGUAAAGUUUAAUACCUUGAAAGAAUGAACAUUUCUAUACAUGCCGGGGUUUUUGAACAUGAAAAAUACACUUGUCAGGGUUUGAAAUGAUUAAAACAUAAAAAAUAAAUGUAAAAUUCAA
This is a messenger RNA of Solea solea (common sole), 1751 nucleotides long. RefSeq names its product galactose-1-phosphate uridylyltransferase (gene galt). The record is from RefSeq and is a predicted model, not a curated record. The transcript has 11 exons. Gene Ontology annotation, molecular function: zinc ion binding; UDP-glucose:hexose-1-phosphate uridylyltransferase activity. Gene Ontology annotation, biological process: beta-D-galactose catabolic process via UDP-galactose, Leloir pathway. Bases 95 to 1207 code for a protein of 370 amino acids. Lineage: Eukaryota; Metazoa; Chordata; Actinopteri; Pleuronectiformes; Soleidae. Gene Ontology annotation, cellular component: cytoplasm.